Lutra lutra (Eurasian river otter) is the source of this 860-nucleotide messenger RNA. RefSeq names its product collagen alpha-1(IX) chain-like. The record is from RefSeq and is a predicted model, not a curated record. NCBI's taxonomy places the organism in Eukaryota, Metazoa, Chordata, Mammalia, Carnivora, Mustelidae.
AUGACCUCCUCAAAGCUCCAAAGGGUCACUUUGCCCAGUGUUGAGACGCUCUUUUUCAUCUGCAUCUCCGGUAGGAAAUGGGCGCUUAAGCCGAAAACCCCAUCCCCAGAAAGGCAACCAGGGAACGUGUCUGGUCUUCGCAGCCCCUCGGGAGCACCGACAAGACCGGCAACUUUCUCCCCUACUGGGUCUGCGUGCCUCCCCGCCCUCCCUUGGCAGGAGCCGCCAAGAGGGGAGGGCGGCGGGGGGCUCGGGCUGGGGGAGUCGCCAGAGCUGCCCCCCCGGGACGGGCGGGGACUCCCGGGUCCCGGUCUGUCGCGCCGCGUCCCCAUUCCGCCGGCCGUGGGUCCCCGGGCGCGAGGGGUGGGGACAAGAGAAAGAGGAGGGCCGGGCCGCCGAGGGGAGGAGGCGGUGCGCGCCUCGCCUGCCAAAGGGAGCUCUGUUCCUCUGCGUGAGAGCCCGGGCGCCCCGCGCGUGGCCACCGCGCUCCGCCCGAGCUACCGCAGGAGAGCGCGGGCAGCGGGGGCUGCGCGGGUGGCGGCGCAGCCCGGCCUUGGGGAGACCCUCCGCCUCCGGCCGGACGCCGCUCUCCGCCCCGGGGUGGCCGCGGCUGUGAGGGACAGCGGCGAAGAGGAAGGACGCGCUGGGCGCCGUGGAUGUUCCGCCCGCGGAAGACAGCAAGUUGAGCGCGCGCCCCGGCCGCCGCCCGCCAGCCGUGAGAGGACCAUCGUCCUUACUACAGAGAAUGGGAAGUUGAUGGUCAGGAAGACUGAAGAUCCAUUCUGUCGCUAGACAUCCCCCAUUACAGAAGUGUGGACUGUCAGCCCUUGCCUGGUGGUUUCACGCCAUCCCUGGCUCCU